UGCACAUCUGACUUCUCCUACACCCCGUCCUGACCCUUUCAGUUAAUUAUUUUCCUGCGAUACUGGAAGUUUGCCCACUUCUCCCUUAUUGUUAGUGCUUUUCCAUCCCUCCAACUAUCCCAUUUCUCUCCCGAUAAUCGCAAAGCUUCCUAACAGGAUCUCACAACGUCAAUCCCCACAGAAUCAGAAGAACCGCCAAGUUGAAGCAAUCCAGAUUAGCCUCCCCGUCAGCGCUGCAAAUCGCAGAUAUGGGACCUGUGGAUGAGAAAGUGGAAGUAGCAAUUGAAUCUGGUGAUGAGGAGAUGGAGAUCUUGUUCAGUGGCGCCGCUUCCUCACCAACAAGGAGGAAAGCAGUAAACUUUGAUUUGGAGAGUGAGACAUUGCCACUGAGUUCAUCCAAUCACUCCCAUAUUAAUACUUCUUCUAAUCAUUUGGCCAACUCCUGGAUUGUCAAGCGGAUGGAGAGGAGCCCUUUCAGGACAUUUUACAUUGUUUUGAUCAGAGCCAAGAUCAAUGUCUUGCUCCCUUUUGGUCCCCUAGCAAUUUUGCUCCAUUACUUCACUGGAAAGCAUGUUUGGGUUUUCUUCUUUAGUUUAGUGGGGAUUAUACCUCUGGCUGAGCGGUUGGGUUAUGCCACUGAGCAACUUGCAUUCUACACUGGACCAACAGCCGGUGGUCUUCUGAAUGCAACCUUUGGAAAUGCCACUGAAAUGAUUAUAUCCAUCUAUGCUCUAAAGAGUGGAAUGGUACGAGUUGUUCAGCAAUCUUUGUUGGGCUCCAUCUUAUCUAAUAUGCUCUUGGUGCUUGGAUUUUCCUUCUUCACUGGUGGGAUUGUACAUUGUAAGAAGGUUCAGGUUUUCAAUAAGGCAGCUGCUGUAGUGAAUUCUGGACUAUUAUUAAUGGCUGUAAUGGGGAUAAUGUUCCCAGCAGUGCUUCACUUCACGCGCACUGAAAUCCAUUUUGGGAAGUCAGAAAUGGCGCUUUCAAGAUUUAGUAGCUGCAUUAUGCUAGUUGCUUAUGGAAGCUACCUCUUCUUCCAACUUAAGAGUCAGCAUAAUCUGUACAGCCCUAUUGACGAGGUAGUGAAUAACGAUGAAGAAGGUGCCGAUGAUGAAGAAGCACCUGAAAUUACACAGUGGGAGUCAAUUUGUUGGCUUGCAGUUUUGACUUUGUGGAUCUCUGUGCUGUCUGGAUACCUUGUUGAUGCCAUCCAGGGAGCAUCCGAGUCACUGAAUAUGCCUAUGGCUUUCAUAAGUGUGAUCCUGCUUCCCAUUGUGGGAAAUGCAGCUGAGCAUGCAAGUGCUAUUAUGUUUGCUAUGAAGGACAAGCUUGACAUCAGCCUUGGAGUUGCUAUUGGGUCCUCUACGCAGAUUUCAAUGUUUGUGAUCCCAUUCUGUGUCGUCCUUGGGUGGAUAAUGGGCCAACCGAUGGACUUGAAUUUUCAACUGUUUGAGACUGCUACCCUCUUCAUCACUGUUCUAGUGGUGGCAUUCAUGUUACAGGAAGGAACCUCUAACUACUUUAAAGGCCUUAUGCUCAUCCUGUGUUAUCUUAUAGUCGCGGCAAGUUUCUUCGUGCAUGUUGAUCGUUCAAGUGGUAAGUUGUCUGGGAAGUUUGUCACUCAUGCUAUAAGGGGGAGUGAUCAUUCAGUUAUGGGUCCUCUUCAGAAUCCAAAGAUAACUUGGUAACUGUUGUAUCAUCAACUAUAUGUGUGAUCGUUUUCUACAGAUGAUGACUAGGUAGUCGGUCACGCUUGGUCCGAGGGAGCUAACAGUCGAGAAGAGUGGAGGGCAUAUUUUGUUACACAUUGGAAAGGAGCAUUCCUGACAAAGCUGGAAUUUGGUUUCUUUGCCCAACACUGUUGCCAGAGGCUAUCCUGCACCAGAAGCCCAGUAAUCCUGCUGAUCUGAAUACCAGAUUAGUGCUGCAUUCUUCUUUGUCGGCUUGGUUGUAAUCGAGUGAUGUAUUGGCUGCCUGUCCUGAAAGUUCUGCUUCACCAAAACCCGGCUGCUGCACCUGUGACAAAAACAAAAAGCGCGAGUACGUAGUACCUUAACCCCCAAUAUUGUAACUUUUUCUGAACAUGUCAAUCUCAUAGGUCUCUCUGAUGCUGGUCAUGAAACAUUAUUCCCGGAGAAAUGAUCGGUGGGAACUGAAAAUUGUGACACUUUAGAUCACGCUGAGUAAGUUAGGAUUGUAAUCCCUGUAAAGAACAAAAGAUGAACAUUUUUUUGGUUUCUUCUGCCCUUCCACCGUUCUAUCUCAAAACAAAUCCAUUUUUAUUUAUAGCAUGUUCGGCAUAACAAAAUCCAAUCGAAUUCAAGCAGAAGCAUACAACGAUAGAGUAAAUGAUCACAUGCACAUAUGGUUGUGGAUGCCAUCAAUCAAGCUGCUUUGACAAGGCUUGCAUCAGCCUCCUUGAUAAGGAGGGUGAUGAAGUUCAUGUACUUGGUAGGAGGCGGCACAUUUGGGUCCAGCUUCUCAUAUUCAAUCGUCAGUUUUGCCAUCCCCUGUUUCUUCCCGUCGCCAUUGUCGUCGCCGUUGUCCUUGGCCACAAAUUGAUAGAUCACAUUUUACACUUUGUAGAGCUUCAUCACAUCGCCCUCCAGCCCGUUCAGCUUCACUGUUUUCUUGGCAUCGUCGUACUCCACUCUCUCCUUGAACACCUCCAGCUUCCCCUCGCAGGUGUAGAUCCAGAAUUUGACGGUGUCAUGACAAUCCCAAUCUCCCUCGUGGACAUGCACCGCCUUAAUAUGAGUCGGGGUGCGGUCUGGGACGUGGUGAGCUGUGCUCCUGAACAUGUCAUAGAACUUCGCCGGCGAGCAAUGCAGCUCCACCUCUGCCUCCAGCUUCCCACUCAUGGCUUCGUCCGCUGUCUUCUCCAUAGAUACCCAAUUACUUUCCAGAAAGAAGAAAAUAGAAGCAAGCUUGGGUUAUUCUCGUAUGGGAAUACAACUAACUAUGAAGCUUGGCCUGGAUUUAUAGAGUUGUGUACCUGCAGGCAAUCCUGUAAUCUACCUAGUGAACGGAUCGCCCAACUACAUGAAUCAUGAUCAAAGGAAGGUUAUUUUCUUGGGGCCAAAUUCAAAAAGAAAAGACAUAUAUCUGCGUGAUUGUGAUUUGGUGGGUGGGAGUCAACAACAUGUAUAGGGCUUUAAAGGCUCUGUUUUUCCGCCAUUUCUGCAGUUGUUGAAU
Molecule: messenger RNA, 3195 nt
Organism: Linum tenue
Lineage: Eukaryota; Viridiplantae; Streptophyta; Magnoliopsida; Malpighiales; Linaceae
Source: the annotation of a GenBank genome assembly